Molecule: messenger RNA, 3336 nt
Organism: Aegilops tauschii subsp. strangulata
Lineage: Eukaryota; Viridiplantae; Streptophyta; Magnoliopsida; Poales; Poaceae
Source: RefSeq, a predicted model, not a curated record
CAUACUCUGCUCUGCUGCUGCUGCUGCUGCGUGCUCUGCUGCUGCUGCUGUGGGGACUGGGGAAGGAGAAGGACCGAAGGAAAGAUAGCGUGGGGUGGGCUCUGCUGUAGAUCUAUGUGCUCUGCUGCUCUAUGUACUGAUGUAGUGAUGUGCUCUGCUGCUCCAUGUACUGAUGUAGUGAUGUGCUCUGCUGCUCUAAUUAGUAAUUACUAAUUACUACUUGUGUUGUGCUGUUUUUUUCUGCAGGCACCUUGGCUGCAGCUAGAGGAUGACUGACCAAAUUGCCAAUAGUGCAGCCGGCGGCAAUGGGCCUGAGCCUGAGCAGUAUGAUCCAUCCAAGGAUCCUAAGCGGAAGGCAAAGUCGGGAGACCCUGGGUGGAAGUAUGGGUAUUGGCAUGACAUGAACAGGAGGGAUAAGAUACGAUGCACAUUUUGCGGGACAGAUGUGCAUGCUGGAAUAGCAAGGUUCAAGCGUCACCUAGCUGGGGCUAGUACUAAAGGGAAGAAGAAUUCUAUAAAAUGCAAGAAGGUGCCAGAGGCUGUUUCAAAGGAGAUGCUGGAUUUCAUGAAGGCCUACGCAAAGAAGCAUAAUAUGCCAGGGGAGUCUGAUAAAGAAGAUACAGCAACUGGUGAUGAAGAAGAGGAUGCAACAGCAACUCAAACUAGUAGUAGGACAGCAAAAAGGAAGGCCGAGACUGUCCAAACUGAAUUACCGACACAAAAGGCUUCAAGAACAAUUGCCGGGAUGAUUAGGAAGACUCCGGAAGAAGUCAUUGAGCUAAGGCACUCGAAGAAUCCUUCUCAAGCCGCAUUGAACGCAGGUUGCUUCAAAAGGACCACCGAGGAUAAGGAUAGAGUUGAUGAUCAUUGGGCAGCAUUUUUCUUUGCUAAUGCCAUUCCCUUCAAUGUUACCCGAUCAAGAGCCUUUGAGAUUGCAUUGGAGUCCACCGGGCAAUAUGGUCCAGGCUACAUCCCCCCAACUAUUCAUGCUCUUAGGCUUCCACUUCUUGUGAAAGCAAAGAAGAAGACACAUGCAUUGAGAGAGCAACAUAAGCUGGCAUGGCAAGAGUAUGGCUGCACACUAACGUUCGAUGGGUGGACCGAUGGGAGGACUAGGCACUUGGUCAACUUCCUUGUCAAUAGUCCAGCCGGGACUUUCUUCAUUGAUAGCGUUGACAUAUCAGCCCUAGUAGCCAACAAAGAAUUGUUGGCAGAUUUGAUGGAGAAAAGGAUCAACGACAUUGGAAGAGGCUACGUGGUUCAGAUUUGCAUGGAUAAUGGUGCUAACUACAAGGCAGCGGGUAGACUCUUAACGGAGAGGAUCCCUACAUUAUGGUGGACCCCUUGUGCAGCUCAUUGUUUGAACCUUAUGUUGGAGUCCAUUUGCAAAAUCAAGCAAUUCAGCGAGUGUAUUACAAAUGGAAAAAGGGUGUCUACAUUCAUCUACAGGCAUGGCAAGGUUUUAGAUGAAAUGAGAGUGAAGACCGGCAAUCGUGAUCUUGUGAGGGCUGGAGCUACUCGCUUUGCCACAAAUUUUCUCAACUUGCAAAGCUUGCACAAACAUAGGCAAGCUCUCAAAGAAUUGUUUGUGGGUGAUGUUUGGCAUAGCAAUAAGUUGUCAACCUCACCGGUGGGACAAAAAGUUCAAGAAGAUGUGCUGUCCAUUAGGUUUUGGAACUCGGUAGAGACUUGCAUGAAAGUUUCUCUACCUCUUCUAAGGGUGCUAAGGAUUGUUGAUGGCGAUGAGAAGCCGGCGAUGCCCGAGGUUAUGGCAGCAAUGGAUUAUGCAAAGGAGAGAAUCAAGGCUGCGAUAGAUGACAAACCAACGUUGGUUAAGAAGGUGACAAAAAUAGUAGAGGACAAGUGGGAAUCUCAAAUGGGGGUGAAGUUGUAUGGAGCUGCACUAUUCUUAAACCCAAAUAGGAUCUAUGGUCUGAAAGCUAAGCCCGAGAAAGCACGAUAUUGUCAAAGGCUUAGGCAUAUGUUUAAUGAGGUGCUAUUGCACAUGGAGCCCGAUGAUGAUAAAGCAAGCAUGAUAAGUAGAUUGGCUGAUGACUAUGAAAGAGGUGAAGGUGAAUGCUUCAGCUCUAAGUUGGCAAUCAAUGACCGAACAAAAAAGAGUCCUCUUCUUUGGUGGGGUGCUUAUGGUGGCCUUGCUUAUGAGCUGCAACAUUUAGCAAAGCACAUAGUUAGCCUUUGUGCUUCAGCUUCCGGUUGUGAACGAAAAUGGUCUUGCUUUCAAAAUGUAAGUAGUAAGUACCAACUUGAUGUUCAUUGUACUUCUGUAGUUCUUUGGUGGGGUGCUUAUGGUAGCCUUGCUAAUUGUUUUCUUGUAUGUUGUUUUCAGAUCCAUAGCAAAAAGAGAAAUAGGUUGGAGUUCCAAAGACUUAAUGAUUUGUCAUAUGUUCAAUACAACCGGAAGAAUGCCGAUAGGUUCCAAAAGAUUUGUGAGGAAGGCUCCAAAGGGACUAGGUCUGACCCAUUAGUCCUAGAAGACUUACAAUGGGACAAUGAAUGGGUUGACCAUAAUGCCCAGCCGGUUUAUGAAGGGGCUGAUAUCACUUGGGCUCAAGUUGACGAAGCUGUCGGUGCAUCUGAAGGUCCAUUGCGCAACCUUAGAAGCCGUGGGAGUGGGAGCCAGGCUGCUGUUACCCAUGUCUAUUCUCGAUCUCGAGUGCAAAACCAAGUUGGAGAAGAUGAGGACGAGGAGGAGGAUGCAAAUCAGGAGGUUGAUCUUGAAGAUUAUUCAACAAGUGAAGAUGAUCAAGAGGGAAAUCAAGGUGAAGGUGAAGGUGGAGGUGAAGAGAGAGGCUCCAUUGGCUUUGAUGAUGAUCUGGAUUACUAGGACGACUGAUGGAACUUGGGCUGGUGUGGCUUCAUUUUGGACAUAUGGAGUUGGGGGCUCUUGGGGCUGGUGUGCCUUAUUCUGGACAUAGGAUUUGGGGCUGGUGUGCCUUCUUUUGGACAUAGGAUUUGGGACUGGUGUGGACCGUGUGGCUUCUUUUUGGACAUAUGGAGUUGGGGGCUUGGGGGUUGGGCUGGUGUGCCUUAUCCCUUAUUUUGGACAUAGGAUUUGGGGUCGAUUUGGGGCUGGUUGUUAAGAGUUAAGAACUUGGUAGUUCGUAGUUAAAUGUAAUGAACUAAUGCUUAAUUUCUGUUGUAAUACUUGUUGCUGUGAUCUGUGAUGGUAUUUAUAUGUAGAACUGCUGCUGUUUUCCUUAUCUGAAUCAGGUGAUCAGGUGCAAAGAAAAAAGGAUCAUCAAGGAAAACAAAUUGGGACAGAUGGACACACAAGAAGUAAGUUCUCCUCUUUAUUUGAACUCAAAUGUGCAAGUU